UGAAUUAUAAUAUAUUAAUAUUAAUAUUAUGUGGUUAUUUUGUCAGUACAAACUACUAGUAUUCAGUAAUCUGUACUCACAAUUCUAUGGUUUGAUGCUUAAUCUUGUAGAUCCUACGAAAAUAGUAAAAUGACUAUUACAAUACUUUUACUACAAAACUACACUACAAAUCCAAUGAAUAGCAUAAACAUAUUAUACUGUAGGUAGUUGUCAUUGUGAUUUGUAGUUUAAAUGAAUUGCAUUAUAGCAGUCGCGAUAAAACUGUUGAAAUCUAUAUUGACUUGAAACCGAUUUGGAAAUGUAAUUUUCUAAAAACAUCAAGUUUAGGGAGAAUGUAAAAUUUUAAUUACAAUUCUUUCAAAUUCUUUAAUAUGUUUCAAAUAUUAUGUAUACCACAGACAUGAUACUUAAUUAAUAUGCAUUAUGAGAAUACUGAGCUGAAUAGCAGUUAAUAUUUAAAAUUUAACUAUAGAAUUAAUCAUGAAGUCUAAGCAAUCAGCAGACAACUCUUGGGAUUCAAAACUACCAAUUCCGAAGUUUCCAGUAUGGUUAUAUAUUUUAAUAGUAGCAUUUGUAUCUAUAUUAUGCUAUGGUAACUCGUAUUAUGGUGGUUUUGUGUUUGAUGAUUCAGAGGCGGUUGUAAAUAAUCAUGAUGUAAACCUUGAAACACCAGUUGUUAAGAUUUUUAGCCACGACUUUUGGGGUACAAGACUAACAAACCAUGCCAGUCAUAAAUCAUACAGACCUUUUACAAUUUUGUCAUUUAGGUUUAAUGUGUGGUUAAAUAAUGGACAUUUGUGUCCUAAGUCAUUACAUUUAACUAAUAUAAUUUUACAUGCAGUUGUUUCCUGUCAACUAUUAUAUGUCUAUAAUUUGUUAUUUAAUGGAAAUGCACCUAAGACUUCAUUUUUAGCUGCUCUCAUGUUUGCAGUGCACCCUGUUCAUGUAGAAGUAGUGUCUGGUAUAGUCGGUCGUGCUGAUCUACUUAGUGCAUGUUUGUCACUUUUUGUCUUCAUUAUUUAUCAUAAAACAGCAAAAGCUAAACUAAUAAAUACAUUUACCAACAUAAUAGCUACAUUAUUUUGUUGUGUCCUAAGUAUUAUGGCUAUGCUAUGUAAAGAACAAGGACUUAUGAUUAUGACAUUUUGUGGUGUUUAUGAAGUUAUUAUAAUUAACAAAAUUACAUUUCAAAGUGUUAUGAAAAAUACAAAAAUCUCAAAAAUUAUUAGAUUGCUUAAAAAAGAAUCAUUAGAAAGGCUGUUUAUAUUGACUGCUGGGUUUUGUAUUAUUCUUUAUGGCAGAUGGACUAUUAUGGGUACACCUCCUAUUUUUCAACAAAUUGAUAAUCCAGCAUCAUUUUUAUCAACACCAUUUGAAAGAUUUGUAAAUUACAGUUAUAUCUAUUUAAUUAACAUUUGGAUAAUGAUAUGUCCUGUUUGGCUAUGUUUUGAUUGGUCAAUGGGCUGUAUUCCUCUAAUACAUUUAAAUGAAUUUCCUAAAGAUCCAAGAUUGUUCAUUGUUUUUGGAUUUUGGAUCAUUCUUGUAUUCAUAUUUUAUAAAAUCCUGUUUUCAAAAAAUUAUGAUGUAAAACAAAUGCAAAUGGGAUUUCUAUUAGGUCUUUUAUCAUUUCUGCCUGCUUCAAAUUUAAUGUUUACUGUUGGGUUUGUCAUAGCAGAACGGGUGUUAUACUUGCCUUCUGCUGGUUUUAUUAUAAUUGUAGUUUUGGGUAUCAGAAGAUUAUGUUUAAAUUAUUUUAUUAAAAGGAUAGUUAGAAUGUGCAUUUUACUAUUGAUUGUUGUACAUUCCAUUCGAACAUAUCAACGCAGUAAGGAAUGGAAUACUGAAUUAGAUUUGUUUAGAAGUGCAUUAAAAGUUUGCCCAAUGAAUGCUAAAGUACAUUAUAAUUUAGCGAAAAGUUUAGCUGAUAUUGGAUAUGUACAGGAAGCAAUAGAACGUUAUAAACAUGCGCUAUUAUUACAUCCAAGGUAUGAUCAAGCGAUGAAUAAUUUAGCAAAUAUUUUAAAAGAUAGGAAUGAAUUGGAAGAGGCCAGAUUUUUAUUAGAAAAAGCUGUUACUAUUAGAAAUGAUUUUGCUGCUGCUUGGAUGAAUUUAGGUAUUGUAUUAUCCGCUCAACACAAAUAUAACAAAGCUGAAGAUGCAUAUUUAACAGCCUUACAACACAGAAAAAGCUAUCCUCAUUGUUACUUCAACUUGGGAAAUCUAUAUUUGGAAAUGGGAGAAAAGACUAAGGCAUUAUUUGCUUGGCAAAAUGCUACAUUUCAACAGCCAACACAUGUAAUUUCAUGGAAUAAUAUGAUUGUGCUCCUAGAGUCAAUAGGCGAAUUAAAAAGAGCAGAGAAUGUAGCUCGCACAGCCCUUUCUAUUUUACCAAAUGAACCAAAUUUACAUUUUAAUAUAGCUAACAUAUUAGGUAAAAUAGAUAAAUUUGUAGAAGCUGAAAAACAUUUUUUGGCUGCUAUUAAAUUAAAACAUUUAACUUCUAAAACUGUAUUAGUUGCAUUAUAUCAUUCAAAUUUGGGAGUUUUGUAUCAUCGGUGGGAAAAAUAUGAUCUUGCAGAAAUGCAUUACUUACAAGCCUUAAUGAUUGAUCCAAAUAUGCAAAAAGUUAAAAAUCACCUAGCAUUACUUCAUAAACAUUUAGAUGAAAUCAAUCAACCCACUCUUAAUAUGAAGUCUUAUCAACAAGAAAAGGAUUUUUAAUGUAUUAAAACAAAGCUCUUGUUUCUUUAAUAUUAAGGUAAUAUGUAAGUAUGAGUCUAUAUUACUAUCAUGUUUGCGUUCUAAAAUGUAUUGGAGGUCGAGCAUAAAUAUGUGUAUAUUAAUAUUAUAAUAAAAAUAUUGAUUUAAU
Molecule: messenger RNA, 2869 nt
Organism: Melanaphis sacchari
Lineage: Eukaryota; Metazoa; Arthropoda; Insecta; Hemiptera; Aphididae
Product: transmembrane and TPR repeat-containing protein 4-like
Exons: 13
Coding region: 481-2721 (746 amino acids)
Biological process (GO): endoplasmic reticulum unfolded protein response; protein O-linked glycosylation via mannose
Cellular component (GO): endoplasmic reticulum
Molecular function (GO): protein binding; mannosyltransferase activity
Source: RefSeq, a predicted model, not a curated record